UCUUUUAUAGAAGUGAAAAACAACUGUAUUGAUAAUGAUUGGUAAAAGACAUUUUUGUCGUUCGUUAAGCAACGGUCAUGGAGAAAACUAUGGUAUAGAUGACAAAGAUAAAGAAAUAUCAGACUUCUGCGAAAAUAUCGCAAAACCAAAUUGUCUGGGAUUUGCUAAUAGUGAACUAAGAGCAAAUGCAAAUUCAAUUAAACAAUGUUUGGAAGGACUGAGAGACUCUGGUCUUCUAAAUGGUAAUAAUAACAGCAAAAAGGCUGGUAUAACUAGAGAAUUUCAUACUGAAAUAAACCACGAAGCUUCUGCUCUGUUAAAGAAAUUUCAAAACUGUAAAACAUUAUUGGAUCUUUGUUAUAAAAUAUAUCGAAAAAAAAUGUGGGCAGUUCUUGAAAACAUAUGCAAGAAACUUUUGUCCGUAAUUGUGCAUAUGAUUGAAACAAGAUACAGAAAACAAGAUGUAUUACGAAAAAUAAAAGUAUGGAACAAACUGUUCAAUAUCAACAGCAAUUUUCAAGCUUUCUCUGUCGCGGUCAAACAGUGCCAUAAUAAACAGUUAGGGAAAGGAUUUGCAAAUCUCAGAAAGAAACAAAAAACGACACAAAAAACUUUGUGCAAAUCAAAGGGAAAUUUCGAAACUUCGUUCACUAGAGUUUCUCAAAAACUUGAACAUGUGCAGCAUCUACAUGACAUGCAAAUAUUAAAACGUUUAUCGACGGGCUAUUCUGAAAAGAAGGUAAUGAUGCCGUUUUCAGUCGAUAUCGCUAUGCCUGUGCAAAACAAUAUAUCAUUAGACAACCCGUCUAGACGGCUACUAACAUUCUCAGAUUGGCCAAUUAGAACCCACGUAUGGCCUCAACAGCUUUCUAAUGCUGGAUUUUAUUAUACAAAAGAAGGAACAACAGUCAGAUGUGCAACAUGUGGAGUAAAAACAGUUGUGGAUGGCUGGCAGAGACUUGAAAAGCCUGAGGUGGUUCAUUUUAAACUCAACAAUGACUGUGAAUUUGUAAAAGGCAAUUUCCCUUACUUAAAAGACGUUACAAAAGGCCAAAAUAGUUCAUCAAUAGGUGUUGGUGCCUCAGUGGAACAUGGGACAACUUUAUCACAGUAUCAUGAAAGAAAUGAAAGGGAUGAUAAGCAACCUGAAACAGAAAGACAUUGUAAUAACGUAGCCUCUUCUUCAACAGGUAAUUCUAAUUUUUGUGUAAGUGACCCAACUGUUACAGGAUUGAAAGGAAACGAUAGUUUGCAACGCGACAAAACCUCUUCCGAAUGCAAUCAUUUGAAUGAAAACUCGCUUUUAGGUUCGCAGGAGAAAACUUCGAUACCGUUGCCUUCAUUAAUGAACAAUGGCAACAAAAAUACUGAUAUUUGGUCUGGUUCAUCGGCUAACAACCAUAUUAGCAAUACCUCGCUGAACAAUGGUGCAUCUGGUUCAAGUACCACACAUGUAGACACAAACAAGGGCUCAAAUACCUCUAUGCUUAUGCCGAACAAAGAUGAGUUAUAUAUAUCUGGAAGUUCACAGGGUAAUUAUACACAGAACUGGCAAAAUAACACAGGUUUAGUAUCUAACAGUAUGGCAAUGACGGAGGGUGCUACAUCCAGUCCUCAGACUUUAUUGAACACACAAUUAGAGUCGACCGUUGGACAAAACAUCUAUAGCCAAUCAAUAAAUACGGACUCUCCUGUGUCUACUAAUCAGCUGGAACGACAACGAACCUCUUAUGAGCAAACAAAUUCAGGUUCGGUGAAUGGUCAAGAAGCAGCAUUUAAAUACGUCGCCAAUCGGCCGACUCCUUUCAAUUCAAAGUUGCAAUCACCAUUCAAAAGAAGUGCUUAUAGUAAUUCAAUAGACAUAGACGUUCCCGUGUCCACAAUUCAAUCGGAACGAGUACAAACUGUUUAUGAACCAGAAUUUUCGCAUCCAAACUACAGACGUUUUCAAGACAGAAUGGAAUCCUACAAUAAGUGGCCUAUUACGGCAAAACAGCCACCAAAGGUAUUGGCAGAAAGCGGCUGUUUCUACACAGGUAAAACUGACAUAGUGCGAUGCUUUUGUUGUAAUCUUGGAUUAGCCGAAUGGGCUGAAACAGAUGACCCUUGGACAGAACAUGCAAGGCACAACCCGAAAUGCUGGUACCUUAGGUGUGAAAAAGGACAGCCGUUCAUUGAUAAGAUCCAAGGAGAAUGGCAAAAGCGGUACAAACCAAAGAAUCCAGCCUUUGAUGACGUGCUAUCUCGGUUAGCGACCUUUGAUGGAUGGCGAGAUGACAUAGAACAGACACCAGAAGAUUUGGCGGAUGCUGGUUUCUUUUCUACAGGGGAAGAUGAUAUAGUUCGUUGCCACUACUGUGAUGGAGGACUACGAAACUGGGAAUCAGGAGAUGUCCCUUGGGAAGAACACGCACGGUGGUUUCCACAUUGUAAAUAUCUCAUCAAAAUGAAAGGAAUGCAGUACAUUGGUAGUAUAAAAGAAAAAUAUCAGCGUCAGGAAGCUUCUGUCAAUACCACAAACACAACAGAAGAACAAGGAGAUAACCAACUGUUAGCAAGUGAAAAUGCAAAGACAGUACUGCGAAUGGGAUUUUCCAUUAACAUUGUCAAGUCUGCCAUUAACAGUUUAAUCAGAACUCGAGGGCAUAGUAAUUUCAGUACUGAAGAUUUAUUGGAGUUUAUAUUAAACCCAGUAGAAUCCUCCCAGACAUCAAUGGGGACAUCUAAUGAAGCAUCUGCUCAAGCGACAAGACCCUUUCCAGUAGAAAGAGAUCCAGCAAAACUAAAAGUUAUCAACAAAGAACUCAAGAACAACCUAUUAUGUGUCAUCUGCAGAAAAAAUGAGCGUUGCAUGCUAUUCGCAAACUGUGGACAUAGAGUCACGUGUGAGCAAUGCUGUAGAUCAAUAGACUUUUGUCCACAUUGUGACAAACGAAUCAAGAACACUGUCAAAACUUUUUUGUCAUAAAUGUGGAAUUUGAUUUUUCUGUUUUUUGUUGUAAGUAAUACAAGCAAUGAAAAUAGUCUAUGAUAUGAGACACUAAGAUUCAAGUGUCAUUGCUCUAUUUUGGGGUUUUAUAUGCUUUCUGAUGUUAUCGACAUAGUUUACGUUCAUAUGUUUCCGUUUAAUCUUAAAAUGAAAAUUUAGUAAGUUAGUCAGAAUCUUUAUAAGAAUGGAAAAUAUGACGAAAGAGGCUUAAUGGUUUGUGUGUGUACUCGUACAUGUAGAUGAAAAUGGUAACAAAGCAAUUUUUAAGGCUUAUUAGUACUGUUUCCUUGGGUGCAAGUGGGUAUGGUAGUUAUAUCCAUGCUUCGCUUCCAUUAUUGUCAUAAUAUAUAAAAUAAUUAAAAUUAUUUGUCAAAUACGGUUUACAGUUUCACUUUUUAUCGUAAUUGUUAUUUUCAGUAAAAUGUGCUAUGGUUUGCGAACCGUCAUCAAAUUUUAUCGACAAAUUCAGCUGAUUCCUGAACUUUUUCUGUAACCCGUUCGUUAAGUGUAGCUAAUAUAAGAGUCAAUUCAUUUCCAAAUAUCCGUACAUCUUAUACAAUGUGCCUGUAAGUGUAGCUUAUAUAAGAGUCAAUUCAUUUCCAAAUAUCCGUACAUCUUAUACAAUGUGCCUGUAAGUGUAGCUUAUAUAAGAGUCAAUUCAUUUCCAAAUAUCCGUACAUCUUAUACAAUGUGCCUGUAAGUGUAGCUUAUAUAAGAGUCAAUUCAUUCCAAAUAUCCGUACAUCUUAUACAAUGUGCCUGUAAGUGCAGCUUAUAUAAGAGUCAAUUCAUUCCAAAUAUCCGUACAUCUUAAACAAUGUGCCUGUAAGUGCAGCUUAUAUAAGAGUCAAUUCAUUCCAAAUACCCGUACAUCUUAUACAAUGUGCCUGUAAGUGCAGCUUAUAUAAAAGUUCUCGUCGGUAGUCAAUUUCAUUUCCAAAUAAUCGAAUAUCGUAUUGUCGAUGGCAACUCUUCAGAUAAAGUUCUGUUAUUUCCUAAUUACAAUGAUCAAUGUCUUCCUUGAUAUGAAUUAAAUAUCCAUCACAAAAAAACGGGAAUAUUUUGCAUUUAUUAUACUUCACGUAGAAAUGCAAUAUUUUGAUUGGCUUAUACGAGGGUGUUCAUUUACUCUAUUCUAUGGGAAAUACUCUAUUCUGUACCCUUCACGGAGACGCUUGAUCAAGUGUGCGCUUUAUUAAAUACGACUCUAUCCUAUGGCAAAUACUCUAUUACCCUUCACGGAGACGCUUCCUUCGGGUUUAUAUGAUCCGUUCAUCCUAUUUUGACUCUUUCAAAAUUCAAGAGUCUAUCCUAAAUUGAGGUAAAUUAUAUGGCCUUCCAAAUACCGUUUCGAUUCCUAACAUCACUGAAGAGACAUUAAUUGUCGAAAUCCGGAUAUGGUGUACAAAUAUUUGCACCUCAUGUUUGCGGUAUACCAUCUUUUCCGCAAGUUUCUUGUUUUCUGUUUGGUAAUACAUUAAUAAUAAGAUCUA
This is a messenger RNA of Mytilus californianus (California mussel), 4481 nucleotides long. RefSeq lists its product as uncharacterized. Lineage: Eukaryota; Metazoa; Mollusca; Bivalvia; Mytilida; Mytilidae. Gene Ontology annotation, biological process: regulation of cell cycle. Gene Ontology annotation, cellular component: cytoplasm; nucleus; spindle microtubule. The record is from RefSeq and is a predicted model, not a curated record. Bases 35 to 2968 code for a protein of 977 amino acids. The transcript has 9 exons.